AUCGUGGAGGUCUUAAAGAAUUCAAAUUCUUUUCUGCCUCAUGUCGUACUUGCGAGUACGUUGCUGGCUCUUAUAUAUCCGCCGUCCUUCGCUUGGUUCACCAACAGGUACUAUCCACCUGCAAUCGGGUUUCUGAUGUUUGCUGUGGGGAUUAAUUUCAGCGAGAGGGACUUUCUCGAGGCGUUUAAGAGACCAGCUGCUAUUUUUGCUGUGGCUAUAUCGGCCAGUACAUUGUGAAGCCUCUCCUUGGUUAUUUCUUUGGCAUGAUGUCCGUAACAAUGUUUUCGCUCCCAACGUCCAUUGGUGCUGGGAAUAUGCUGGUGUCUUGUGUGAGCGGGGCUCAGCUUUCUAAUUAUGCUACAUUUCUGACUGACCCAUCAAUGGCUCCUCUGAGUAUUGUCAUGACAUCAUUAUCUACCGCUACGGCUGUUUUUGUGACCCCUUUGUGGUCACUUCUUCUCAUUGGCAAAAGGUUGCCUGUCGAUGUGAAAGGAAUGGUUUCCAGCAUUUUGCAGAUUGUUGUCGCACCCAUCACUGCAGGUUCGUCCCUUGGAUUUGUAAUGCCAUACGACCACUUUUGCCGCUGCUCUCCGUCUUUGUGUCGGCUCUAUGCGUUGGAGCACCUCUUGCGAUAAAUGUUGAUUCCAUCAUGUCUUCAUUGGGUUUGAUGAUCUCGUUACUCAUAAUUGCGUUUCAUCUGUCCGCAUUCGUCAUUGGAUACUUCCUUCCCAGUUUUUUCUUCCAGAAGGCUCCUGAUGUAAAAGCAUUGCA
Molecule: messenger RNA, 771 nt
Organism: Eucalyptus grandis
Lineage: Eukaryota; Viridiplantae; Streptophyta; Magnoliopsida; Myrtales; Myrtaceae
Product: probable sodium/metabolite cotransporter BASS6, chloroplastic
Exons: 4
Coding region: 264-635 (123 amino acids)
Cellular component (GO): membrane
Source: RefSeq, a predicted model, not a curated record